This is a messenger RNA of Colletotrichum karsti, 1587 nucleotides long. RefSeq lists its product as uncharacterized. The transcript has 2 exons. Gene Ontology annotation, cellular component: catalytic step 2 spliceosome; U2 snRNP; U2-type prespliceosome. NCBI's taxonomy places the organism in Eukaryota, Fungi, Ascomycota, Sordariomycetes, Glomerellales, Glomerellaceae. The record is from RefSeq and is a predicted model, not a curated record. Gene Ontology annotation, molecular function: RNA binding. The coding region runs from base 1 to 1587 and encodes 528 amino acids. Gene Ontology annotation, biological process: mRNA cis splicing, via spliceosome; regulation of alternative mRNA splicing, via spliceosome.
AUGGCCACGCCUGCGACAAACGGCGAUGCCUCCGCCGCACUCGAUGACCUGAAGCAUCCCGAAGGAGUUGUUCUUCCUCCUCGCGAAAUCCGCAAUGUGCUGGAGAAGACGGCUGGCUACGUCGCGCGAAACGGUCUGGUUUUCGAAGACAGAAUUCGCGACAAGGAACGCUCUAACCCAAAGUUCAGCUUUCUGAACAGCACGGACGCCUACCACGCCUACUACCAAUGGCGACUCGAUGAAAUCAAGGCAGGCCGCGGCACAGCCAUCGCCGCGGGACGCGCCAACGAAGCCGCUCCCGCCGAACAGAAGCCUCAAGGCCCGCCGAAGCCCCCCGACUUUCAGUUCUCCGCUCGAAUGCCUCGAAUCAAUCAGAAGGAUCUUGAGGUCAUCCGCUUGGCCGCGCUUUUCGUUGCCAAGAAUGGCCGCCAGUUCAUGACACAGCUUGCUCAGCGCGAGGCUGGAAACCCGCAAUUCCAGUUCCUCAUCCCCAAUCACACGUUCCACAACUUCUUUCAACAUCAGGUCGAUCAGUAUACGGCGUUAUUGAGGGCCAGCGGACUUGGCGGCGAAGGAGGAAAGUUGGAGCAGGAGCGUAUUGCACAACUCGAGCACAACGUCAAGGACAAGUACCACGUGUUGAGCCGUGCGAAGCAACGCGCCGAGUACUCCAAGUUCCAGGAAUCAGAGAAGCAAAAGAAGGAGGAAGACGAUGAGAAGAAGCGAAUGGAUUUUGCCCGCAUCGACUGGAACGAUUUCGUGGUUGUGGAGACCAUUGUCUUCACUGACGCCGACGAGCACGCGAACCUGCCACCCCCGACGAACCUGAACGAUCUGCAAUAUGCGUCGCUUGAAGAGAGGAACAAGGCGUCCAUCAGCUCUAACCUCCGCAUCGAGGAAGCUUUCCCGGGUGAAGAAGACUCGUCGUACAACGCAUACGCCCAGACUUCUCACACUCUGCCUGUCCACACGGGAUAUGCGCCCCAGCAGCAGCAGUACCAGCCAGCAGCGCCUCAACCAUACGGUAAUGGUCCGCCACGGAGGACAGCAGAGGAAGAGGAAGAGGAGCGGAGGAUCCAAGAGAGAUCAGAGGCGCGUGCCCGCGAGCAACAGGCGCGAGCUGAGGCUCGUGGUGGUACUGCUCCGAUGAAGAUUAAGGAGAACUACGUACCGAGGGCCCUUCAGCGCGCCGCCAACAAACAGAGUGUCCAGACAGCGUUAUGUCCCAACUGCAAGCAGCAGAUUCCCAUGAAUGAGCUGGACGAGCACAUGCGAAUCGAGCUCCUAGACCCUCAAUGGAAGGACCAAAGAGCCAAGGCCGAGGCGCGUUAUGCCACCACCAACUUAUCCACCGCGGACGUCGCCAACAACCUGAAGCGAUUGGCAAGUCAACGAAGUGAUGUGUUCGAUGGCAUCACAGGCCAGCCUCUUUCGGAAGAAGAGGCUGCUCGUCGGAAAAAGGCGGCCAUCCAUAGUUUCGAUGGAAACCCUGACGGCAAGAGCCAGGCGCACAUUAACCAUCUGCACAGCCUAAACGUGGAAGAGCAGAUCCGUGCAAUCCACCAAAGAUUUGCCGACAAGAAGUAA